UUACACAGCAAUCAGGUAGCCAUAGCAAUGGGAUUCAAAUGCGAUGCUAUGUGAAUAAGGCCUCUGUAUCGGCAAGCAUCUGUUGAAGAGGAUCAAUAGAAUCAUAUAGAUAAGAUAGAUAGCUCUUCUUUAUCCAGUGUCAGGACAAUAUAAGUUCCAUUUACUCCAAGGCUAAUUGACAUUGGUAAACAUGCUGCGAAUUAGGAUCAGUUUCGUACAAAUGAUCAAUUUCAUGAAAAGAAAAUCAUUUAUUUCAGCUUUUAGCUUAAUACUUUUAAUGAUAUUGAUGUUACAAACUAGGAAGAAGCUCGAUGUUCAAGCUAAUUCUUUAUAUCUGGCACAGUUUGUCUCUGAAUGUGAUCAGAAUUGUCUAGAUGUGGAGAAAGAUCUACUAAAACUUGCUUGGAAAAAUCGUUUAAAUGCUGAUAUGAUGGAAAAGUCCAUCACUAAUGAAGGGGAUUUAGAAAUAUUUUACAAACUAUGCAAAACGAUAUAUGUGGAAAAACGCACUAUCACAUUUGGUAUUCUUGGUGGAUCAGCCUCUAGAACAAGGGAGAAUCCAACUUAUUACAGCACCGUGGCAGUGUUUGUAGAGAAGCUCUUCAAUGUGAAUGUUGAAAUAGUUAACCGUGCUAUUGGAGGUAUGCCUAGUGUUGUAUCAGCAUAUUGCUUACAGAGCAUGCUAAAUGUUUCAAACAUAGACAUUCUCCUGGUUGAAUUUGCAAUAAAUGAUAAUGUAGCUGCAAGUGAUAUAAGAGGAAGGAGCAUUGAAGAUUUGAUAAGACAUUUCAAUUCACUCCCAUUUCGAGAACAGCCAUUUAUUAUUUUCGCAAAUUUAAUAUCAACGAGAAUAUUAUAUGAUCCUGAAACCCCAAAUUGCUUUAAUGUGGAGGAGGAAUAUUUUAAUCCAGUGGCCAGAUAUUAUAACGUUGCUGCAGUAUCAUGGAAAAGAACAAUAUGUGAUAAGACCCAUCAGAAUUUGACUGGUUUUCAACCAAGUGACUUAUCGUCAUCAGAUAUGAACCAUCCCUCUGAAAAUGGCCAUCUACAACUUGGAUAUAUGAUUUCAUAUUUACUCUUGAAAUUGUACAAAUCAUAUAAACCAGCUAAAAUCACAUCAGAUUUUAAGGUACAUGAUUCACCCUAUGUGAAAAAUACCUCCUCGACGAAUGUACCUUUAGAUUCUAGAGUAUGGCUUGCCCACCCAGCAUGCUUCAUUAUCAAACAUGAUUUUGAGGAACGCUGUAAUAAUGAAAAUAACAACAUUCAUAUUUGCCUUGAAGAAAUGAGAGGAUUUGAAAUCGAAAAGGAACGUGCAAAAGUAAUACUAGUGAAUAAAGACACCAGAGGAUUCCUAAAAUUCCACUGUUCUAUCGAUGAGGAUAUGUUUAAUCUUCAAAAAAGAUUACGAGUUGGAUUUACAUUCAUAAUGGAUACCGAGAUUCUCUCUCCUAAGAUUAUCCAGUUGAAGAUAUUCUACAAAAAUAUCAGUUAUUUGUCAGAAAAUGUUGAUCUACCUCCACACAAAUAUCACAUCGGACAAACUUUUGAAUCCAGACCUGUUGAUCUUAUUGCAAGGGAAUUCUAUGUGGUCAUUCAGCCAGUUAAUAAUAAGACAAAUGCAUUCAAUUUGAAUUUACUUGCUUUGUUAGUAGGCUUGGAAGAUGACAUUGAUAAAAACUAAUGCUUUAUACUGGAAAUGUAACAUACAUGUACUUAUUGCAAGUGAAAACAUUUUAAAAUAUAUCGGGUGCCCCAAAAAAUGAAUCACUUUUUGACAAGUAUUUUCUCGGCAAUUGAUAAACCAUAUUCACUGAAAUUUGUACAAGGUAGCCCAGAAGUAUCUUCUUUGAUACAUACUUUUGAAUUAAUGUUUUCAUGUUAC
This is a messenger RNA of Owenia fusiformis, 1885 nucleotides long. The record is from the annotation of a GenBank genome assembly. NCBI's taxonomy places the organism in Eukaryota, Metazoa, Annelida, Polychaeta, Sabellida, Oweniidae.